Molecule: messenger RNA, 1468 nt
Organism: Lates calcarifer (barramundi perch)
Lineage: Eukaryota; Metazoa; Chordata; Actinopteri; Centropomidae
Exons: 4
Coding region: 72-866 (264 amino acids)
Source: RefSeq, a predicted model, not a curated record
UGUUAUAAAUACUUGUUUCUUCCUCUGUAUAUAAACCAAGUAAGAAGCUAGAGCUUUCACAAAACAUCAAGAUGCUUGAAAGAGAAAUUGCACUUGAAGCUUUGGGAUUCCUCUGCAAUGCCACAGUUACCUCUGUUCAACAACAGAACCUCACUGGACAGCUGAACCCUGAUGAUGUUGGAGGAGCACAGCUGCUCACCAUCUUCGAUGAAAAACCUGUCCACGUCAGUCUCGAAGAUUUAAGUGAGGAUAAAAAAACAGGAAAGCUUCGAAUUCAUCUCACUGUCGACGAGGAGAAAUUAUUUGAGCCCAGAUUCGACUAUGAUUUCAGCCACUUGAAAGACACGGAGACACCUUAUACGAGAGGUGGAGAGGAGUAUAAACGCCCCUGUGGUUGGUACCGGUUUGGCCUCAAGGUCCAGGGUAAGUACGGUGACGACACCUGGCUGGGAACCGGAAACAGUAGAACUGGGUCCUGUCCAGGAGAGUGGCCUGUGUCCUACCACGGGACAUCAGCAGCAGGUGCUGACGGCAUCAUCAAAGAGUGCUACAAGGCAGGUGAUCGACAGGUGUACGGCAGGGGGGUUUAUUCUACUCCUGACGUCUCUGUGGCGGAGGGAUUUCUCAAAACAUUCACCUCCAAGAAUGGCAAGACGUACAAAGUGAUUCUGCAGAAUCGAAUCAACCCCCAGUACAGACAGAAACACUGCAACAGCCUUUUCUGGCUGAUUCCCAUCCCCAAAGGAACACCAGAAGCAGAGGAGAAGAUGAUGGUGGAGAGGGCCGUCCGUCCUUAUGGCCUCCUGCUGCAAGAGGUCAAUUAUAGUCCAAACAAACCUGUGAAAAAAAAGUGCAACGUAAUCUGAGGCUGUCAAAUGUAAUUGGAGAUGAAAAUGGCCAUAAGCUACAAUACAUGAAAUUAAGUUUUAAAGUGAUUUGGUAUCAAUGUCUCUCCACAAUAAAGAGAUCACAGUGAGUGAAUGUUUACAGACAUUAUAUUUUGAUUGUUUACUUUUAUUCUCAACAAAACUGGUUCAUUUGAAUUCAGAUGAGACAAUAAUCAACGUUAGAAUCAAAGUUUAACACAGUCACCGUCUCAGUGGAGGGUGUGAACUAAACUUUGCUUUGGUGCUGAAGAUCGAUCGAUCACCUCCUCUUCUAAAAAACAACUGUACAACUACAGGAAACUGUGCAAAGUUCAGAUCACUGUGAAUGAAAAUGUGCUGCACACUAACAGAUAAAUGAAACUUUUGACUUCAGAUAAGAUCAUUGAUGCUGAUUUUAGCAGAAAGUUUAUUCAGUUUUUUUGCAGCCUUGUUACCUUGUUGUUUCACAGUAUUACUGCUGUGUUCAUCCUGCUGAAACUCAUAUCAACAACCAGCUCAGGUGCUUUUGUUACUGCUUACUGCUUUUGCACUGUGACAACAAAUGGAAAAACACAUUAAAGCCCAGUGAAGAAAAUUGUUAA